AUGCUCUACCGUCUGCUCCUAGCCAGCUCAAUCGUUGUCCCGUGGGGCACUGCGUUCGCCGCCGACCCAUGCGCGACUUUCGAUAUCUACAAGAGGAGAGCCCUCUCUGCAACUCAGAUGGGUGCGGUACCGGCGGCAAUAGCCGAUGAAUGCUUGAACUCGAUUCCUGUCGACAAGGAGGAGGAUCAGGCGUUGAUCGAUGAAUACAAGCUCUGGCUUGACUGGCAGACCAAUCUAGCCUGGCAUAAAAACCCGCCCGAAGGCUUCGCCGACAAAAGUGUGGACGUUAUCGGAGACCUCGAUUCCAUCAAGGACGCUCUCUCCAAUGACCAGUACAAUUCCUCAUAUGAGUUGAUGGGUGAUGUUCGAGCUGCUGUCGUCAAGGCGCACGACUAUCACUUCCAAUUGCGUCCUCUGAUUCGCAGUCUGGUUGAUUCCUGGAAGCGGGGUGAAAUAGUUGGAGAGGCUUUUGCAAUGGCUUCUGUAUCAAAGGAUGGCAAAGAGUUGCCUAAGCUCUACGACUAUCAUGACAUCUUGCGGUCCGACGGUGCUGACUGGAGCCCGUCCCCUAUUUCGAAGAUCAACAACCAAACAGCAGAAGAGUAUGCAGAAGCCUUCGCCGAAACCUACGAGUAUCAUGACGCCGACGCACGCUACAACCAGCUGUUUCCGAGUCAGGCAAGACGUGCUAACAGCAAAGAGGACCAGGAUUACGUGCCCUUCGGUCGGAAUGAGAAUCCUGACGGAGCGUACACUACGAUUGAGCACGAAAACGGAACAACUCGCCAGAUGAUGAACUAUGCGCUAGUAGGAGAAGUAUGGACGGGUGUACAAAGUACAGACGAUUUAGCGGCACUUCUGAACCGUACUUUUGUCAUUCCCUCCACUACUACGCAGCAAACCAACAAUAAGGCACGACAAGCCGUAGCGAGUGCAAGCCCCAGUCCACUAGGAUAUCCUGAGCCCCUAGCUUGGAAUGACUUAGGCGGUGGAUUCUUUCUCUCGGGCCAGGGCUACGAAGACGUUGCUGUCCUCAGUGCAACGACCUUCCAAUGCACCACCUCUGACUCCUGUGGGAUCGAAUGGCAAGAUGGUGUUGGACGCUUUCUACAACAAGCCAAACAGGCAGGCAAGAACAAGCUCGUCAUUGACCUCCGAGGCAACCAGGGCGGUCUUAUCAAUCUGGGCUAUGAUCUCUUCCAACAGCUUCUCCCGUCACUAUAUCCCUACGGCGCGACGACCCUUCACGCUCACGAGGCGCUCGACCUAGCUGGGAAGGCAGUGACCAAAGCUCUUUCAAACUACACCUACGAGCAGGCCGUCCAAGCUGGUCCCAACAGUGCCCUUUCACAGGCCUGGGGGUCCUUAUUCAACUACAAAGUUCCGAUGACGAUUGAGGCCAAGCCCUUCAAUUCUUGGGAGGAAUACUUUGGCCCCACACUUCAAGACGGCUCCAACUUAACAACCCCCCAACGCCGGAACUUGACCAAUGCCUUUGCGGAUCUAGAGCCUGCGCGAGGAGGUAUGGAUAUCACGGGAUAUGGCAGUCGAGUCAACAAACUUAACAAGACGCAACCCUUCGAGGCGAAAGACAUUGUCCUGCUCACAGACGGAAGCUGCGGCUCCACCUGCUCCAUCUUCUCAGAAUUGAUGAAGACACAGGGACGCGUACAGCAAGUUGCCAUCGGCGGGCGGCCCAACACUGGACCCAUGCAGGGCGUAGGCGGCACCAAAGGCGCGCAGGUCUACGCCAUCACCGUAAUCCGCAGUUUACUCUCGUUGGUCGUGCAAGCAGAUCCGACCCUCAACCAGACAGUAGUUGGCGCGAUGUUAAAUGCCACGAGGCCCUUCGAGAGGGGUGCAAGCUCAGAAGGAGUGCAUGGUGCACAGACUCGCAUCAACCUCCGCGACAUGUAUCGAAUCAACGAUACCUCCCUCACGCCCCUCGAAUUCGUCUACGAAGCCGCAGACUGCCGCCUCUUCUAUACUGCCGAGAUGGUCCGCAACGUCACCGCUGUGUGGCAGAAGACAGUGGACGCACACUGGGGCGAUGCGAACAAGACAUGUGUGGAGGGCAGUGUGGGUCACAAAUCGUCGUUGUCAGGUGGUGUUUUCGACAACAAGCCUUCGAACACAAACACGAACCCGAACCAGCCCCCGGUUCCGUCGGAGUCGAAGACAGGCGCUGCAGGAAGGAUGGGAACGAGAAGGGCUGUCGUGGUUUUGGUCGUGAACCUCGUCGCGAUGGCGCUGCUCGUGUAA
Molecule: messenger RNA, 2262 nt
Organism: Didymosphaeria variabile
Lineage: Eukaryota; Fungi; Ascomycota; Dothideomycetes; Pleosporales; Didymosphaeriaceae
Exons: 5
Coding region: 1-2262 (753 amino acids)
Biological process (GO): proteolysis
Molecular function (GO): serine-type peptidase activity
Source: RefSeq, a predicted model, not a curated record